ACUGCUUACUGUACCUACAGCUAGCAGUCCUUGGAAAAUAUCUCAGGUCUGUUGAGUGACGAGAUCCCGGCUGUUUCAUCCCUUUCCAUGCCACUUUCCCGAGCUAUGUCCCAGACCUUCACCCGCGCCGAGGUUGCGCAGCACAACACCGAAGACUCGGUCUGGUGUAUUAUCGACCACCGCGUCUAUGACCUCACCGACUUUCUCGACGCACACCCCGGUGGUAGUGUGGUUCUGAACCAAGUCGCCGGCCAGGACGCCACCACAGACUUCUUCAACCUCCAUCGCCAGGAGGUGCUGGAGAGGUACAGUCGUCUGUGUAUCGGCACUGUGGCCGGAGAAACCCCCGAGGUUGUGACCCCUGAACCGGGCAGUCUCAGUCAGGUCCCAUACGCCGAACCCCUGUGGCUGCGGCCCGCCUUCAAGAGCCCUUACUACAAUGACAGCCAUCGGCGCCUGCAGAAGGCGCUGCGCGAGUUCACCGAUCGCUACGUUACGCCGGAGGCGCAGGAGAAGGAGCGGGAUGGGACAUACAUCAGUCAGGAGUUGAUCGAUCGCAUGGCGGAGACUAACAUCCUGGCCAUGCGGUUGGGGCCGGGCAAGCAUCUGCAUGGACGGAAGCUGCUCGGUGGUGUCGUCGAUGGCAAGGAAUUCGACUACCUGCACGACUUGGUUGUGUCGCAGGAGUUGGUCAGAGCCAAUGCUCGCGGCUUUCAGGAUGGAAACAUGGCAGGCAUGGCCAUCAGUUUGACUGCCGUCCAGCAAUGGCUGCGCAACGAGCCCCUUCGCCAGCAAAUCACAGAUGAAGUCUUGUCUGGAAGAAAGAAGAUGUGUCUUGCCAUCACAGAAGCCUUUGCAGGCAGUGAUGUGGCUGGUCUACGCACUACAGCUAAGAAGACCCCCGACGGCAAGUACUACAUUGUGAAUGGAACCAAGAAAUGGAUCACGAACGGCAUGUUCUCCGACUACUUCGUCACCGGUUGCCGGACAGAGAAAGGCUUCUCGGUGCUCCUGAUCCCUCGCGGGGAGGGGGUCGAGACGAAACAGAUCAAGACAUCUUACUCGACCACAGCCGCCACGGCGUUUGUGCAGUUUGAGAACGUCAAGGUGCCUGUUGACAAUCUCCUGGGCGAGGAGCACAAGGGCUUCAUUGUGAUCAUGAGCAACUUCAACCACGAGCGCUUUAUGAUGGCCAGCAGCGUAGUUCGCAUGUGCACGACUAUCGUCGAGGAGUGUCUGAAAUGGUGCAAUCAGCGCAUCGUCUUCGGCAAGAAGCUGAUCGAGCAGCCAGUGAUGCGGCAAAAACUUGCUCGCAUGAUUUCCCUCUGCGAAGCCAACCAAUCGUGGCUCGAGUCCAUCGCUUACCAGAUGUGCAACAUGAGCUACGCAGAGCAGUCUGCUCAUCUGGGCGGUCCCAUCGGCUUGCUUAAAUCCCAUGCCACGCGGUCAGCCCAGGAGAUUGCCGAACAGGCUACUAACAUCUUCGGAGGACGCGGUCUGACCCAAACCGGCAUGGGCAAGGUGAUUGAAAUGUUCCAUCGGACCUACAAGUUCGACGCUAUCUUAGGUGGUACGGAGGAAAUUCUGGCUGAUCUUGGUGUGCGGCAAGCGAUGAAGAGGUUCCCCAAGGCCAUGCUAUAGUUCUUAAUCUGCUACCUAGAACUGAAUGCAGGCA
Molecule: messenger RNA, 1675 nt
Organism: Aspergillus homomorphus CBS 101889
Lineage: Eukaryota; Fungi; Ascomycota; Eurotiomycetes; Eurotiales; Aspergillaceae
Product: acyl-CoA dehydrogenase family protein
Exons: 4
Coding region: 106-1641 (511 amino acids)
Molecular function (GO): heme binding; flavin adenine dinucleotide binding; acyl-CoA dehydrogenase activity
Source: RefSeq, a predicted model, not a curated record